Molecule: messenger RNA, 1517 nt
Organism: Acanthoscelides obtectus
Lineage: Eukaryota; Metazoa; Arthropoda; Insecta; Coleoptera; Chrysomelidae
Source: the annotation of a GenBank genome assembly
UGUUGAUGACAGCGACAGAGCUGUCAAGCUUUUCAACUUAACCUAUUUGUUUGCGUGCUACAAAAACCACGUCGCCCUGUCGCCUAAAUUGUGAAUGUAAUUUUGCAAAAAUGGCGAAGUUCGAUUUGACUUCUAAAAUAGCUCAAUACUUGGAUCGGCAUCUCGUCUUUCCUUUGCUUGAGUUCGUUUCCGCCAAGGGAACGUACAACAAGAACGACCUUUUGAAAGCGAAAUUGGAUAUAUUGAGUAAAACCAACAUGAUCGAUUACGCCAUAGAUAUCAGGAAAGAAUUGUACCCAGAGGAAGAAGUACCCGAGGAUUUGAAAGAAAGGAGAUCGCACGUUGUUGCGCAGCUCCACCAGUUACAAGAAGAAGUAGAACCUAUUUUGAAGGUUCUUGAUGAUGAGGAGUUCACAAAGAAUAUGGAGACGAUGAGGGAUUCGAAAACACUCAUCAACUAUCUUACGAAUACCUACAAGAUUAAUAUUGAGAUGGUAGACAGUUUGCACACAUUGGCUAAAUACCGUUAUGAGUGUGGCAUGUAUGCAGUGUCUACUUCCUACCUCUACUUCUGCCUCCUAGUGCUUCCACCCAAUGACAAACACUACCUGAGUGCCCUCUGGGGGAAACUAGCCUCAGAAAUCCUCUACCAGAACUGGGACUCGGCACUAGAGGAUCUCAACAAGCUGAGAGAGUACAUCGACUCGAGUCCCAGUCAGUUUGGAGGCAAUGCCUUGCAACUACUCCAGCAGAGAACGUGGCUUAUCCAUUGGUCACUUUUUGUAUUCUUCAAUCAUGAGCUCGGGAGAGAAUAUAUCAUUGACAUGUUUUUGUACAGACCACAUUACUUGAAUGCCAUUCAAACAAUGUGCCCUCACAUAUUGAGGUAUUUGGCCACAGCAGUUAUUAUCAACCCUAGCAGGAGGUCUGCUCUGAAGGAUGUUGUGAAAGUAAUACAACAAGAGAGUUAUACCUAUAGGGAUCCAAUUACAGAAUUCCUCGAACAUCUGUAUGUAAACUUCGACUUUGAAGGGGCUAGACAAAAACUACACGAAUGCAAGUCAGUAGUUUCAAAUGACUUCUUCCUUAUCUCCUGCCUUGAUGCAUUUGUAGAAAACGCUAGGCUUAUGAUCUUUGAGACUUUCUGUCGGAUACACCAGUGCAUCAGCAUAGGAAUGCUGGCUGAAAAACUGAACAUGAACCCAGACGAAGCAGAAUGCUGGAUCGUCAAUUUAAUAAGGAAAGCUGGACUGGAUGCCAAAAUUGAUUCAAAACUGGGUCAUGUGGUAAUGGGAGCUCAGCCCUUGUCGCCUUACCAGCAGCUCAUAGAAAAAAUUGAUUCUCUCUCAGUGAGAUCGGAAACGCUGUGUGGAAUCAUUGACAAGAGGUUGAGUCAGAGAAGUGAUAUACGUUGGGGAAAUCAGCAUUUUUAAGAAUCUAAAACUGAACUGCUAUUUUUUGUAUUAAAGCUAACGUUUUUCAUAUUGUGAAGUGCUGAAUAAAAACACUACAGCCAU